ACAAUAAAUGGAAUCAAGAUUGGGAAUGGGUCAGAAAGGAAGAUUUACCUGAUCCAAAAUAUCAAAUCCCUUUUGAGGAUUCCGAUGAUGAUGAUAUGCAAAUUGAUAAUUUCGACGAAAUUUCGCCGCCAUGGGAAAAUGAUAAUAUGACUGAAAAUAUAAUACCAAUAACGCCACCGCUACAACCUGCAUUAUUGGAAAUGAAGCGUGAAAUUGAUGGCAAAAAUGUAAAUAUACGCGAGUUUCAUGACGAUAGUGACAGCGACGAUGUAAGAAUGGAAGAUGGAGAAAUUUUCGAAUCAUACAAUCAUCUUGAUCGCUCAAACUCCCUGACAGGAUCAUCGAAUGCUCUCAAAGCAUUGCACCGGUCGAAUAGUAUUUCGCAAAUUGACUCCUACGACUUUAUUGCAAAUAAGGAUUUCCGAUGGGACAAAGAAACCGAUAGAAAUCCUUUUGAUCUCACGAAUAGCAAUGCAAUCGUCGGAACUUCAAAUAAAGAGAAAGAGAAGGAGCGAAAUUCCUUCGAGUUGAGUGCUAAAAAAGAAUUCGUCAAUGUAGCGUCUUCUAACAAAAGGAAAGAGAAAGCGGUGGAACGGAAUUUCACGAAUAAUAACGAACCUGUAUUUGGGAAUUCACGGAAGGAAAAAGAGAAAGAAGUAGAGAGAAUUCGCUCAAGUUUCGAUCAUAGUCAUGCCAAUAUGAAUGGAAAUUUUUUGAAAGAAACAGAGAGAAAUUGUGCUAGUUUCAUCAGUGACAAUGCCAUUAUUCCCAACAAUAUCAAAAAAGUAGGAGAAUUAUUGCCACCACAACCACACUUUACUAUUAAAUCAAUUUUAAAAAACAAAGAAAAGGAAAAGGAAAAGGAAUUACCUGUUGAAAAUGUUGUGGAUGUUAAUCAAAUACAACCAGAGCCGCAACGAAAAUUUGGUUCAAAGGAAGCUAACGAAGCCUUAUCAGGGAUAGUGUUACCAGCCGCAGAAUUGGAUAAGAUUAUUAAAGCCAAAUGUGGUCAAUUGCAAUUAUCCUCAAAAAACCGGAUAAUGAAAGCAAACGAGAAAUUUUUCAACGAUGCCGUAAAUCCAGUUUCCGAAACACGUGAGAACGAAUGGCGAGGCAAUCUUGUAAGGGGCGAGCUGGUUCAAAAUUUGGCCGAAGUGAUAGUAAAGCCAAUGAAAAAUCGCUGUCCCGAUGCAUCAUUUUUACAAGAUUGCCAGAAUAUGGAUAGGCUCGUAUUAUCCAAGGUUUUGCCAUUGCACUAUGUCGAAUUACUUUUCAAAGAGACAACACCAGACAUGUUUCAGCUUUCAAUGUUCACAAUGGAAGCACCCGAAGAUAACAAGAAAUCCAUGAAAAUGCUAGAGAUUGAAUCUGCUAUGCUUAAAUGGAAUGAGAUGAUUGGAUUAAUAUACUUGGAUAAAGAAGAAACAAAAUGCUGGAUGGUCGUUCACACUUCAAAAAGAACCACAGAAUUCUUUCGUUUAGGAGAACGACCUCAAUGUCCAUUCUUCAUCAUCUCAAAAAUAAUUACUGUACCAAAGUUGCCUCUUGUCACCCCAAAAGACACAGAUAAAGCAUUCUUCAUGUCGCAAAAUCUUCACGAUCCAGACAUGUACACGGCUGGCGUUUUAUCAAUUGCAUCCGAGAAAGGCGACGAAUUUCGAGCUAUAUGCGCGAAUAGGCCGAAGUUUAUGGUGUUUGGUCCAGUUGAUCUUGCAGAAGUGCAAGAAAUCACAAGUGCACUGAAAGCUUUUGGUGGGAUAGAAUGCACCAAUCAACCAAACGAAGACAUUACCGUCAUUUUUGUUCAUUUAUCAAUGCGCAAACAAAUAUUUUUCAUAGACAACUUCAAUGCGGCAAAACGAAAAAACUCAUGUCGCUUCUAUCAGUUUGGUUGGAGCCUUGAAAGUGGCCUCUAUGUAUUAGAAGAAAUAUUAAAAUCAGGCAAGGAAGUAUUACGCACUAAGCCUAAUAGUACUGCUCAUGCCAACGAAGUCGUCUCCCAGAGAAAAUUUGUGAAUCCUAAUGAAAAUUGGAAAUUGGUUCUAGUACCUCAAAUGCACAACGAACUAGCAGCAUUCGAGAACGAGUGGAAACUAUCGUAUCCAAAUAAUCCAAUUCGAACUCCGUACCAAAGGAUUUACGAUCUAUUGAUAAAACAGAAAAUUCGAUAUUUGGAUGACCGGGAAUUAGGACCAUAUGGAGCCGCAUGUGAUUUCAAAACCCUCUAUAAAACCAUGUUACGAAUGCAUACAUUAUAUGCGCAAGAUCAUCGACACUUUGUUAUUGUAGCCGAUACUAGUGAAAUUGAAUUGAUGCAAAAAUGUCCAAUACAGGGGGUUGAGGUUUUGACGGAUGAAGAUUUCAUCGCGCAGUUUUGCUAUGCAUCAAGAAUAAUAUUGUAA
This is a messenger RNA of Ambispora leptoticha, 2402 nucleotides long. The record is from the annotation of a GenBank genome assembly. NCBI's taxonomy places the organism in Eukaryota, Fungi, Glomeromycota, Glomeromycetes, Archaeosporales, Ambisporaceae.